GAUGUUCUCGUUCCCUUACGUCUCUCCCAUGGCUCAGCACCACAGCCUUCCUGUUGGAGUAACGCGGUUUCUGUGAGAUUCUCUUUCUGAGAUCCGAAAGCUUUUUAUUUCGUUUUUCCCCCCCUUGCCAACUCGGAAGAAUUUUCAAUUCCAUUCCAAUCCAUCUUUUUCAUGCUUCUUCUUUCACACCUUGUGCUGCUGCACGACCAACUAAGGAAUCUCAUUCUGCUUUUAAACCCCAAGUAUUUCCCAGUAUUUUAUGUUCUUUUUCUAGCGCGUUAGACAUCAUCGCCAUAGCGGAUCCUUCAUGAUUAGUUUUUCCCGCUAAUUUUAGCUCCGUGUUAGAAUAAAUCAGACUCUAACGUGAUCUGCCACCGGGGGUUCUCCAGUUACAUCUUGAGACUUCCACUGAAUUGUCCUGGUUUAGCUGUAUUGUAGUUGUUUCGCCUUCCAAGUUCUUUGGUUUAAAUAUACUGGUAUUACAGUAUAUUUUCCGUUGUUUCAACUGUGGUUGCUAUUGAAGCCGCCAAACAGUGCCCAAUUCCUGUUCUUGUUUGUCUUCCUGUUUAGUGGCAACUCUCUUACAAUUAGUUUUCUUUUCUUGCCAUUUUAUAGCGUGUUUGGACUUUCUACGUUGCAUUUGAUGAGUCCGUUAUGAUCCGGUUGUUGUAGCUCGACUUUACCGUUACUGGGGGAUUAUCACUUUUUCCUGGUUGUUGAACGGGAAGCGGGGGUUUGGUGAUUUGGAUUUUUGAGUUGAGAGAGCGCUGUUGGGCGCACCUAUUGACAUAUAUAUAUUUGACUGUUUUAUGCUUAGUUACUACGAUGCUGCCUGAUCAAAGAAGAAAGUCCUCUGUGGAUGUAGAUUUCUUCACAGAAUAUGGUGAAGGCAGCAGAUACAGAAUAGAAGAAGUAAUUGGUAAAGGAAGCUAUGGUGUCGUUUGCUCUGCAUAUGAUACACACACUGGAGAAAAAGUUGCAAUAAAGAAGAUCAAUGAUAUAUUUGAACAUGUAUCUGAUGCCACCCGCAUUCUUCGUGAGAUUAAGCUUCUUAGACUCUUACGUCACCCAGACAUUGUGGAGAUCAAACAUAUAUUGUUACCUCCCUCUAGGAGGGAAUUCAAAGAUAUAUACGUUGUUUUUGAGCUCAUGGAAUCUGAUCUACAUCAGGUCAUUAAAGCAAAUGAUGAUUUGACUCCAGAGCAUUACCAAUUUUUUCUCUAUCAGCUUCUUCGAGGCUUGAAGUACAUCCAUACAGCUAAUGUUUUUCACCGAGAUCUAAAGCCAAAAAACAUUUUAGCAAAUGCUGACUGUAAACUUAAGAUCUGUGACUUUGGACUUGCCAGAGUAACUUUUAAUGAUACGCCAACUGCCAUAUUCUGGACUGAUUAUGUCGCAACAAGAUGGUAUAGGGCUCCUGAAUUGUGUGGAUCCUUCUUCUCCAAGUAUACACCAGCCAUAGAUAUUUGGAGUAUUGGCUGUAUAUUUGCAGAACUUUUGACUGGAAAACCUCUUUUCCCGGGGAAGAAUGUUGUCCAUCAACUAGACCUUAUGACUGAUCUUCUUGGAACACCAUCUCCUGAAGCCAUUGCUAGGGUAAGAAAUGAGAAAGCUCGGAGAUAUUUGAGUAGCAUGCGAAAGAAGAAGCCAGUUCCUUUGUCCCAGAAGUUUCCUAAUGCAGAUCCCCUGGCUCUUCGUUUGUUAGAAAGAAUGCUAGCAUUUGAGCCCAAGGAUCGACCAACAGCUGAAGAGGCUUUAGCAGACCCAUAUUUUAAAGGCUUGGCCAAAGUUGAAAGGGAGCCUUUUGCUCAGCCUGUUAGCAAGAUGGAAUUUGAAUUUGAGAGGCGUAGAAUUACAAAGGAAGAUGUACGGGAGCUCAUAUAUCGAGAGAUUUUGGAGUACCAUCCAAAGAUGCUGAAGGAAUAUUUAGAGGGAGCAGAGCCAACUAAUUUCAUGUAUCCAAGCGCUGUGGACCACUUCAAGAAGCAAUUUGCAUAUCUUGAGGAGCACUACGGUAAAGGUGGAACAGUUGCCCCACCUGAGAGGCAACAUGCAUCAUUGCCCAGACCAUGUGUGUUAUAUUCAGAUAACUCAAUACAGGAUACAGCUGAGGUUGCAGACAAUCUCUCCAAGUGUAGCAUCAAGGAAAUGGGGAAGCCACCCAUAGAUAGGAGCAGUGGUGCUCCAGUGACUCGGCUUGCUCAAAAUGUUCAAGGUAUUGCUGCAAGGCCUGGGAAAGUUGUUGGUUCUGUAUUGCUAUACAACAAUUGUGGGGUAGUGGCAACAGCGGAGGCUCUUGAACAACGGAGGGUAACCAGAAACCCCUCUGUUCCAGCCCAAUAUGCUGCUUCAAGUUGUUCAUAUCCUAGAAGAAACCCAAGCUGUAAAAGUGAGAGGGCAGAAGAUGUUGGGAUCGAAACUUCUAGUGGAAUGCAGCCAAAGCCUCAGUAUAUGGCAAGAAAAGUUGCUGCUGCUCAAACUGGAGCUGGUGAUCGUUGGUAUUGAUUCUGGGUAUGUUGAAUAUGUGGCCAACCUCUGCCUUGUGCCAUGCAACUCUGAUGUCUGGAUUCAUGUCCUGCACCUAAUCCAAGGUUGAUCAUCUAAAUUCAAAUUUAGGUGGAAUGAUCUUAAUCCUGCAUGCUAUCAUCAACUGGAGAGCUGAAGAGACUGAAGUCUGAAGAUUUCGGCUGCCGCUUCCUUACAUCUUGCAAUCCGCACCACCAAUUUAAAGUUUUGAAGGGGUUCACGGGGUUUGUUUGAUGAUUUUCUAGCAUUUUCGAUCCAUUUAUAAUACGACAUGAAAGAUACUAAAAGCCAUGAAAUUGAGGCAGAUCAACUGCUGCCUACAAAACCGAGCUGUUCUCCUCAUUGCAGAAUUGACGUGGAUACUUUUGCCCUUGUACCUUGGGCCAUAGCAAAGCAAUGAUACUGUAUUUUUUUUCCCCCUGUUCCACAGGUCUGCUUGCAGUUCAAAUAAUUAAUUCUUUCCCUUUAAAGUGUACCAUGGCUUGUUAGAAACUGGUUCUGUUGGUGGCAAAGAAGCAAAUUUGAUACAA
This is a messenger RNA of Prosopis cineraria, 3056 nucleotides long. Its product is annotated as mitogen-activated protein kinase 15-like. Gene Ontology annotation, biological process: protein phosphorylation; intracellular signal transduction. Bases 826 to 2505 code for a protein of 559 amino acids. NCBI's taxonomy places the organism in Eukaryota, Viridiplantae, Streptophyta, Magnoliopsida, Fabales, Fabaceae. The record is from RefSeq and is a predicted model, not a curated record. Gene Ontology annotation, molecular function: MAP kinase activity; ATP binding. Gene Ontology annotation, cellular component: cytoplasm; nucleus. The transcript has 10 exons.